UACUCUUCCACCAUGGCGGAACAGGAAACAGUUUUCCUCGAUCAAAUGACUUUGCUGCAGCUUGUCGUCUAGUGGCUCGACAACAACAAUCCUAACCAAAAGCAAGCUUGCUUUUAACUUUCAAGGAGAGUGGAGGAACUUUACUUGAACGUUUUAGAAGCAGACGUCAAAAUAGUUUUAUUCGUUAACUCUUAAUUACAAAUGUGGAGCCGCUAAUGGAGUCGCGAUACGACUUCCCGCGGAGGGCCGGCGGCGGCAGCGGGAGCUUCGCGAACUCUUCGCCCGCUCUGGGAUCUCAGUCGCGCCGCAGGAAGAUGCCACCCAGGCCCGCUGACUUUAAGCUUCAAAUCAUCAUUAUCGGCUCCCGCGGUGUGGGUAAAACAAGCUUAAUGGAGCGGUACACCGACGACACUUUUUGUGAGGCCUGCAAGUCUACCGUAGGAGUUGAUUUCAAAAUCAAGACAGUGGAGCUGAGAGGGAAGAAGAUUCGUCUGCAGAUAUGGGACACGGCGGGCCAGGAGCGCUUCAACAGCAUCACGUCGGCCUACUAUCGCGGUGCCAAGGGAAUCGUGCUGGUGUACGACAUCACCAAGCAGGAGACCUUUGACGACCUGCCCAAGUGGAUGAAGAUGGUUGACAAGUAUGCAUCCGAGGAGGCGGAGCUCCUCCUGGUGGGGAACAAGAUGGACUGCGAGAGCGAUCGUGUCAUUGCAAGACAGCUAGGAGAGAAGUUUGCCUCUCGAAUAAGCGGCAUGCGUUUCUGUGAGGCGAGCGCCAAGGAUAACUGUAACGUGGACGAAAUCUUCCUCAAGCUGGUGGAUGACAUUCUCAGCAAGAUGCCGCUGGAGGUUUCCAACAAGGAGCUUUCUGGCAGCGUUCUUUCUCUGCAACCCGAACCUGAAGUGCCUCCAGAGUUGCCCCCUCCUCGCAUGCGCUGCUGCUGAGACGUCCCCACAACCCCUUACACAAACCCACAUCAUCCUGUAUGCGCAGUGUGCUAAACUGACCACUAGGGGUCAGCAACGGUUUAGAAGUUGUGCUUCAAGCUGCAACACAUUCAAAAGUAACACUUAGGUCGUGAUGACACCCCCUGCCAUCCUUCUCCCAGACUACCUCACUUCCCAGCUUGCUGUGUGCCCACAUGUGCCUUCGAGGUAGCGAGCCCUCCACGUUUUAGGUCCUGUCUCUUUUCUGAAUGUCCCUGGCCUUCCUGUUCUUAAUUCAGCAUCCACGCACGACAACACUCUCGUCCCGGCCCCCUGGUUUUGUACAGCGCCCAUUUAUAAUGCCAGGAGUGAGAUGUGGACUUAGUUGUUUUUUUCUUUUUUUUAAAAAAAGCACAUUUUUAUUUGUUAUUGAUGUAAAUACUGAGGUGGGGUGUGUUGCUGCACUACAUAGUAGCUGGUAGGUGGCCUUUAAAUAUAUGGUGUGUGUGGAAUGGUGUUAAACACUAUGAUCGGAACCAAGCUGACACAUAACCAGCUGCAGGAAGUUGAUGGUAACGGCAAACAAGUACAAGUAUUAUUGGACUGGUGUUUGUCUUCUGAGUUGAGCAUAUGCGUAGCUCUGUUUUGCAGAGAGUGUGAAUGACUCAGGCGACUUGCUUCAUUAUUUAAUGGAGCUGCUACUUCUGCUGCUGCUGCUGUUGUGAGGAACGUCUACUGAUUCUUUGUCUUGUUGUACAAUUUGGACCAGUGAGACGUCCCAUCCCUUGCGCAUGAAGAAAAAACAGUCUAUGCACUCCUACAAAUGUUUAAUGGUCUUAUAGCGUUUUGUUGUUUUUAGCAAUGGAUGCUUGGAUGCGGCCUGUUUUUAUGUUUUUAUUUGUUUUAUGUAAAGGUCGCACUUUUUGGGGACUGGUUUCAUACCAAAUUACCAAUGUGAGCUGCUGUAUCUCACGACAAAGUUAUCUACGGUUACGUUUUAGAACGUUUUGGCCACUAACCCCCAUGUUGUCAACAUAGCAGCGCCUUAUACUGCUUCUGUCUUUGAAAACCUUUUUUUUUUUUUUCAACCGUGUAUUCUUUAAAACGGUGUGUUUUUGCUAUUAAAAGUGUUUACAAGAUCUCUAAGGAGGUUUUGGCUUGUUACGAUUGGACUUUCUGCGCUAUUUAUAACUUGUAGCAUUGUGGAACUAAUGAAAUUAAAGAUAUCUAUAUUUAUUACCAACUUUUAUUUUGGUCUGGGUUGUUUUUGUUGCACCUGAAAAUGGAAGUUUUUACUUCCUAGGUACCUCCUGGGUUUGGAGAGGUUAGUAUUGAUAUCUGAGGAUCAUUUACUACGCUGCACAAAAAAAUAAAGGGAACACUUAAACAACACAAUGUAACUCCAGGCAUUGUAGGGAGGUCAUACAUUUUGACUUGUUUUAAGGACAUUACAUCAAAGUUGGGUCACCUGUAGUGUGUUUUUCCACUCUAAUUUUGGGUGUGACUCCAGAUCCAGACCUCCAUGGGUUAAUACAUUUGAUUUCCAUUGCUAAUUUUUGUGUGAUUUUGUUGCCAGCACAUUCAACUAUGGUUAUGGUUUGAUUUUAUUUGAACAUGCAUGCAAGUUACACUGCAGUACAUUACAUAAAACAAUUCACAGUUCCACAUGUCCAAAAGGAGUAGGAAGAACCCCAUUCGUUCCACAUCUUAUGCAGUACAUAUUAUUCACUUCCUGUAUUUCAUAUGUGAUUUUUUUAAUACAUAGAAGAAUGGUAAGGUAAUGUAACAAUAUGUAAUUAUCACGAUUUUUUUCACAAUUAAUAUAAUAAUCAGUAUAAUAAUAAAUACAGACAGGCAUAACAAAACAAGUUCAAGACUCUUCUUCCUUGUAUUUUGCAAACAUCAACUGCUUGUAUUGUUUUUUUAAUUGGCUCAUCUUGGUGCUUUGUUUUGAGUUCAAUCCGUUCCAUAGUUUAAUUCCUCAUACUGAAAUGCU
Molecule: messenger RNA, 2922 nt
Organism: Dunckerocampus dactyliophorus (ringed pipefish)
Lineage: Eukaryota; Metazoa; Chordata; Actinopteri; Syngnathiformes; Syngnathidae
Gene: rab12
Product: RAB12, member RAS oncogene family
Exons: 6
Coding region: 216-944 (242 amino acids)
Biological process (GO): protein secretion; Golgi vesicle fusion to target membrane; cellular response to insulin stimulus
Cellular component (GO): trans-Golgi network transport vesicle; synaptic vesicle; endosome
Molecular function (GO): GTPase activity; GTP binding
Source: RefSeq, a predicted model, not a curated record